CCUUUUUUUUCUUUUCCUUCCGACGCAAACCCACCACAUACACACAACCAUGCUGACAGAGCUGCCUGCGACGGUCGCGCUGAACGCAGACCAAGGGUCGGUGCGCGUGCUCGCUGGCCGAUCGCCGCUGUCGGGCUUCCGCACUGAGCGCCUCCUCGCCUCGCUGCGUGCUGCCGUCCCCGCGAUCGACGGCGUCCAGGCAGUCGUCCUCCACAUUGCCCACGUCGCACACGGCCACGAGCUCACCGACGCCCAGAACGCCCUCCUCGACCAGCUGCUGCUCUACGGCCCUCGCCCCGAUUCGACGACGACGACGACGACAACGGCAACGACGACAUCUGUUUCCACUCAGUCCCAGGCGUCCUCGUCUUCAUCGUCUUCUUCAUCGCCGUCCGUCCAGCUCGUCGUGCUGCCGCGUGAGGGCACCAUCUCGCCAUGGGCGUCCAAGGCCACCGACAUUAUGCACAACUGCGGCCUGCCCAUGAUCAGGCGCAUCGAGCGUGGCGUGCUGUACACUGUGACCCUCGCACCUGACGCUGCCACGACCGUCGUCGAGGACGUCCGCCAGCUGGCCGCACCGCUGAUCCACGACCGAAUGACCCAGAUCGUGCUGCCGUCGCUGGAGGGCAUUGAGCGCCUGUUUGACGCGGCGCGACCGCCAACCGUCACGUAUGUCGAUCUGCUCAAUGGCGGCAAGGCCGCGCUCGUUGCCGCCAAUCGUGAGCAAGGGCUCGCCAUUGCCGAGGACGAAAUGGACUACCUGGUCGACGCAUACACCAACCAGCUGUCGCGAAACCCGACCGACGUCGAGCUCAUGAUGUUUGCUCAGGUCAACUCGGAGCACUGCCGCCACAAGAUUUUCAAUGCCAGCUGGACGAUCGACGGUCGCGCCAAGGACAAGUCGCUCUUUGGCAUGAUUCGCAACACGCACGCCACUCAUCCCGAGGGCGUGCUCUCGGCCUACCGCGACAACUCGGCCGUCAUGACGGGCUCGCGCGCCGGUCGCUUCUUCCCGCAGCCAGGCACCCACGAGUACGCCUUCCACGACGAAGACAUUCACAUUCUCAUGAAGGUCGAGACACACAACCACCCUACGGCCAUUUCUCCGUACCCCGGCGCCGCCACCGGCUCUGGCGGUGAGAUUCGCGACGAGAGCGCUACCGGCCGCGGCUCCCGCGCCAAGGCUGGUCUGACUGGCUUCACCGUCUCGCACUUGCGCAUCCCCGGGUUUGAGCAGCCCUGGGAGCAAGCGACGGCCGAUGUUGGCGCCCCAGAGUCCAUCUCGUCCCCCUUCCAAAUCAUGAUUGAAGCCCCGCUCGGCGGCGCAGCGUUCAACAACGAGUUUGGCCGCCCAGCCAUCUGCGGCUAUUUCCGCACCUUCCUCCAAAAGGUUCCUGCUGUGACUGCCGACACGGAUGCCGCCACCAACCCAGUCGAGCUGCGCGGCUACCACAAGCCCAUCAUGAUUGCUGGUGGCAUGGGCAACAUUCGCCCAAUGCACGUCGAAAAGAGCAGCAUUUCUCCUGGCGCCUGCAUUGUUGUGCUCGGUGGCCCUGCCAUGCUCAUUGGUCUGGGCGGUGGUGCCGCCUCCUCGAUGGCGCAGGGCACCUCGUCGGCCGACCUCGACUUUGCCUCCGUCCAGCGCGACAAUGCCGAGAUGCAGCGCCGUUGCCAAGAGGUCAUUGAUGCCUGCUGGGCCAUGGGCCAUGCCAACCCGAUCGAGUCCAUCCACGACGUCGGCGCCGGCGGCUUGUCCAACGCCCUGCCCGAGCUCGUGCACGACUCCGACCGCGGUGCUGUCUUUGAUUUGCGCAAAAUCCCGUGCGACGAUCCCGGCAUGUCCCCGAUGGGCAUUUGGUGCAACGAGUCCCAGGAGCGCUUCGUCCUGGCCGUCAACAAUGUGCAGAUUGAAACCUUCGAGGCUCUGUGCCGCCGCGAGCGUUGCCCGUACGCCAUCCUCGGUCAGGCCACUUCCGAGGAGGCGCUGAUUGUCCGCGAUGACGUCUUCAACAACAACCCGAUCGACCUGCCCAUGGGCACCCUGUUUGGCAAGCCGCCCAAGAUGCACCGCAAUGUGGUUCAUCGUCACCUCGCCCUGCCCGAGUUCAAGCACUCGUCGAUUGUGCCCUCGCUCGACGAUGCUGUUCGUCGCGUCCUGCAGCUGCCCUCGGUCGCCUCCAAGAACUUUUUGAUUACCAUUGGCGAUCGCUCCGUCACUGGCCAGGUUGCGCGCGACCAGAUGGUGGGUCCGUGGCAGGUCCCCGUUGCCGACGUUGCCGUCACCACCGCCAGCUACGACACCCUUCGUGGCGAGGCCAUGGCGAUGGGUGAGCGCACCCCACUUGCCGUGGUCAACCAUGCCGCUUCUGGCCGAAUGGCCAUCGGUGAGGCCAUCACCAACAUUGCGGCAGCCAGCAUCACUGCCAUCUCGGACAUUAAAAUGUCGGCCAACUGGAUGGUUGCUUCCGGCUUCCCUGGCGAAGAUGCGGGCUUGUACGACACGGUGCAUGCCGUUGGCAUGGAGCUGUGCCCUCAGCUUGGCAUUGCCAUUCCCGUCGGCAAGGACUCGAUGUCCAUGCGUACCUCGUGGCAGGUGCGCAACGAGGCCACUGGCACCGACGAGCGCAAGACGGUCGCCUCGCCAUUGUCGCUUGUCAUUACCGCGUUCGCUCCUUGCAGCAACACGGAUCUGACGCUUACGCCCGAGCUCAAGUUUGUUCGUGGAUCGUCGCGCGUUGACUCGAUUCUGCUGUUUGUUGAUUUGGCUGCCGGCAAGCAGCGCCUCGGUGGCUCUGCCUUGGCCCAGGUCUACAGCGAGCUGGGCAACGAAGUUCCGGACGUCGAGUCGGCCAGCCUGCUCUCCGCUGGUUUUGCUGCCAUCCAGGCUCUUCGUGCGGCCGAGGUCGCACUGGCCUACCACGAUCGCUCGGACGGCGGUCUGCUGGGAACGCUGGCCGAGAUGGCCUUUGCCAGCCACUCUGGCCUGUCGGUUGACAUUACCGCGCUCGGCAGCGACCCGAUUGCCGCGCUCUUCAACGAGGAGCUCGGUUAUGUCGUGCAAAUCCCCGCCGCCUGCCUGUCUGUGGCCAUGGGCAUCUUCACCACCCACGGCAUCGCCGCGCACGUCUUCAACAUUGGCUCGCCGUUUGUCGACCCGGAGACUGAGGCACAGCCCAUCACCAUUGCGCACAACAACGAGGUCAUCCUGCAGGGAGACCGCGUUGCUUGGCACCGUUUGUGGGCCGAGACUUCCUUCCGCAUGCAAGCCCUCCGCGACAACCCAGCCUGCGCCCAGCAAGAGUACGACACCAUCCUCGACCUCGCCAAUCCUGGUCUGCAGUCCAAGCUGUCGUUCAACCCCGACGAGGAGUUGGCCAAGUUGCACGCCGAUCUGGCUGCGGCGCAAGUCUCGUCUCCCCGAGUGGCCAUCCUGCGCGAGCAAGGCGUGAACGGACACCUCGAGAUGGCGGCCGCUUUCACGAAGGCUGGCUUUGUUGCGGUCGACGUGCACAUGAGCGACAUUCUCUCCGGCGCUGUUUCCCUCGAGCAGUUCAGCGGUCUUGCUGCUUGCGGCGGUUUUUCGUACGGUGAUGUCCUUGGUGCUGGCGAAGGCUGGGCCAAGUCCAUCCUGUUCAACGAGAUUGCCCGCAACGAGUUUGCGCGCUUCUUCCAGCGCCAGGAUGUCUUUGCUCUCGGCGUUUGCAACGGUUGCCAGAUGAUGUCCAACCUGCGCUCGUUGGUCCCCGGUGCCGCGCACUGGCCCCGCUUUGUCCGCAACGCCUCUGAGCAAUUCGAGGCUCGCUUUGUCCAAGUCGAGGUGCUCGAGUCGCCCUCCAUCCUGCUGGCUGGCAUGGCGGGCUCUGUUCUUCCCAUCAUUGUCUCGCACGGCGAAGGCCGCGCAGAGUUCCCCGCUGAAGACCCCACCGCCCCUGCCAACGCUGUCAACGCCAACUUGGUGCCGAUGCGCUACGUCGACCACUACGGCACUCCGACGGAGGCCUUCCCUUACAACCCCAACGGCUCCCCCUUGGGCAUUACCAGCCUCACCAACGAGGACGGUCGCGUCACCAUCCUCAUGCCGCACCCGGAGCGUUGCUUGCGCACUGUCAACAACUCUUGGCAUCCCGAGAACUGGGGCGAGAAUGGCCCGUGGACUCAGAUGUUUGUGAAUGCCCGUCGCUUUGCUCUUCGUCAUCAAACUGCUUCCCAGCCGCACGGUCUCAAGCGACCAGGCGAUGCUUUGGAGCAGCCUUCCAAGCGUCGAUAGGCGUUGUGUUGGUUGUUUUUUUUUUUUCGUCGUCAAGCUGCCGAUGGUCAAAAUUUUUGUUGUUGAUUUUAGUUUGUUUGUUUUUUUUUUCCUUGUGGUUGUUUGAUGAAGAAUUGUCAAGAGGCAGUAAUACACACGCGUGAAUUUAC
Messenger RNA from Capsaspora owczarzaki ATCC 30864, 4416 nucleotides. RefSeq names its product phosphoribosylformylglycinamidine synthase. Gene Ontology annotation, molecular function: phosphoribosylformylglycinamidine synthase activity. Lineage: Eukaryota; Filasterea; Ministeriida; Capsasporidae. The transcript has 2 exons. Bases 50 to 4267 code for a protein of 1405 amino acids. The record is from RefSeq and is a predicted model, not a curated record. Gene Ontology annotation, biological process: 'de novo' IMP biosynthetic process.